AUGUCAUAUUUCCUCCGUGAAAUUGACGGUGAACGGACAUGCUCCACAAGUUCGCAAGUGGCGUCAUCGCCCGUUUCAGAGGACAAGAAAAGUGCGAGACGGCUGCGGAAGCUUCUGUACAAGUGUGCGGAGAACACGUGCAAGCCAGACAUCCUUCGGGUGCCCGCGUUCUGCGGAAAGACAGAUGUCGAAGAUGGUGAGUCUCAUUCAUUAUGGCAAGGGCAUUGAGGGAUUACUUUCCAGAGAAAGCGGCAGCUGAGCAACCGCAGAUCAGCUUCAAUGACAUUUUGAACUCGAAGUUCGUGGUGGGACCACCUUCUCCAUUCGCGUUGGUCGCAAUUGCAAAAUCCAUUUUGGCGAGGUUCGGCAAUCCGGAAGACGUGUUCUCGAAGAACGAGAAAGGUGAAGAAGACGUUGGGGCAAGCAGAGCAGAAGAAGAGACGAAGCAGCACAAGAAUGUGAGAAUUCACGUACCUCAGCUCAAACAAGAUUUCGUUUUCAGACUGAUCAGCUGGUUGGAGCUAGUUUGACGUGUAUUUUUGAAGUUCUCGAACAACUGAGCCGACGUGACGCCGAUCUCUGUGUACAAGCUCUCGAAAGCUUGCUCUCCCUGAUUCAGUCGAUGCCAAUCGAGUGUCUUCAAACUGAAAACCGUCUGUCAAUGGUUGCGAUGGUCAAUGUGCUCAGGACUCUUCGGGAAGACGGCUGCCCUUCAGUCAGCUCGAAAGCCACGUCGUGUCUUGUUGCACUCGCAGUUGCAUGCGGCGAGCCGGAGCAUUUGAGUUGCACGAUUCGAUCGCUGAUCUGUGCAAAAAAGAAUGUGAGAAUGAGUGCGGAUUCCACGUAUGACUUGAUUCAAAUGCCUGAGAACUUGAGAAGACUUUUAUUGAAAGUGAGAAGGAAAGCACUCGGAGGAGACGUCACCAAUGUUCCGUAAGUUAAACGGAAUAAUCAUAAUCUGAAAAGUAAUUCAAUGCCUUCAGGCCCAACUGGUCUCUGACGGACGUCCACGAACACUCGGUGGCCAGCAGUUUCAGUCUGCCGACCCUUCCGGACAGCUCGCCCUCUUCGGACACACCGGACGACGACAAUCGGAUACACAGCUCGAUGGCCUGUGACGGGACAUUCCUAUACAUUCUCAAUUACGUGGGUCUUUAUAAACUGGGCACCGGACUGAAUGAAACCAUCGCUGGAAAGCUUUACGCGGCAAAUCAAAGUUUGAAAUCGUCGAAAAACGUUCAAAUGUACCUUUGCAAUGGAUCUCUGUACCUACGGAGAAACUAUUCGUCGUGCAUUUCCGUGAUCGAUACGGAUUCUCUUCUUGACAUCGGAGAAGUGAUACUACCUCCCACGUGUGUUCAACACGCGCUCUUCACCGACGGAGCGUACUUCUACAGUGCCACUUUGAUUGCCAAUUCUACAUUAUCAGUGAGUUCCUUUUCUUCUUUCAUCCCCGAAUCAAUUCCUAUUCAGACGAUCCAACUGAAUGACUCAUUUUCUCCGUCGAAUGAACCUUCAUCCCGAAAGAGUCAUCGACUGACGGAUGUGAAGUUCACGCCGUUCGGAGACAUUCAGAACCCGCACAGACUGCCCGAGUACCUUCCGCCUAACCUUCAUCGUAAGUCGAUCAUCUGCUCUUCUCGAUUUAAUUAUUUCUCACUUUCAGCUCAAACUGUCGAUUUGCACAUAACUCGUGAGAUCGCAUUCAUUCAAGCACGCUCCGGAAAAGUAUAUUAUGCUGGAAACGGAACUCGAUUUGGACUUCACGAGACCGGCAACAACUGGAUGGAACUGUGUCUUCCGGAGCCGAUUGUGCAGAUAUCAGUUGGAGUGGAUACUAUUAUGUUUCGAUCCGGAGCAGGACACUCUUGGAUUGCAAGUGUUGACGAUAAGAAGCGAAACGGAAGGCUUCGCAGACUGGUCGCGUCGAAUCGAAGGAAAACAGUGCACGUUUGUGCUUGCGGCCACAUGUACGGAUACGUCACUGAGAACGGAAAAGUGUUCAUGGGAGGACUGCACGCUAUGAGAGUGAACGCUUCCAAUCAAAUGCUCAGUGGACUUGAUAAUGUGCACAUCUCCACAUUGGCUCUCGGAAAAUCCCACGGAGUGGCUGUGUCUCGAAGUGGUCACCUGUUCACCUGGGGACUGAACAACAUGAAUCAGUGCGGAAGGAUGGAAUCCAACUCGGCCACUUCUUCUCCUCGAACUUCUGCCCGACGGGAAUACCACAUUUGUCCGAUCGGCGAGCAUACGUGGAUCACCGACACCCCGUCAGUCUGCUCUCAAUGCGGUUUGUGUUCUGCAAGAGGAGUCGCUUGUGGAAGAGUUCCUCGAGCCAAAGGAACAAUGUGUCACUGCGGAGUGGGAGAGUCCACGUGUCUUAGAUGUGGACUCUGUCGGCCUUGUGGAGAGAUCACGGAGCCAGCACAGCCGGGAAGGAUUCAGCAUGUGCAGUUCAGUUCGACGGCAGCUCCGCAAAAAAGCACGUUACACCCGGCAAGAGUGGUUCUCAGCAAAGGACCACAUGACGUGAAGGUGUCAAGUGUGAGCUGCGGCAACUUCCACACCGUACUUCUGGCAUCGGAUCGUCGCGUGUUCACGUUCGGAUCGAAUUGUCACGGACAACUGGGAGUGGGUGACACUCUUGGAAAGAGCACUCCUCAACAAGUGAUCCUUCCGGCUGACGUCGUCAUUGUUCAAGUCGCUGCCGGAGCCAAUCAUACAGUUCUGAGAGCAAACGAUGGAAGUGUGUUCACAUUCGGAGCAUUUGGAAAAGGCCAACUGGCACGGCCUGCCGGAGAGAAGACUGGCUGGAAUGCAACACCCGGAAAAGUACAUGGUUACGGUCCCGGAUUUUCCGCUUUUGCUGGAUGGAUUGGAGCUGAUGGAGAUUCGACUAUCAUUCACAGCCACACUGCCCUUCUCACCACUGAAAACAUUCUUAAGGCUCAGAUUGUUGCCAACAAGACGAAUAUCUUCAUAUUUCCGAGAGAAGUCGGCAAGGACUACAUUGUGAUUCGGCGGAAAAUGAAUCUCUUCGAGCAUCACGACAGUGACUACAAGUGUUGGUACACCUCCUGGGCGACCGAUCCUAAGUACGACAUGCUGUGGUACUACAAUUCGGCAGAGAUGGAGAUCAAGGGAUACGACAUCUUCAAGAAUCCGACAAAUCCGUGACGGACGUGUUUGAUUCUUUGUGCUACCUGGCUGGCACAGAGUUUGCAGUUCAAGUCUAUGACAGUCCGGCUUAUGCGUCUUCAAUGAGCCUUGGAAUGCAAUUACUGUCGGCUACGUACUCUGCGAACGUGAUAAAUCUAUCUGAUUUCUGGAAGGAGAAGAAUGGAGACAAAGAGGAUUCGGAGAGAGCAAUCACUGAAGGAUACUCCGUCGUCAACCGGUUCGAAGGGACUGGCGGUGGCUGGGGAUACUCGGCGCAUUCUAUCGAAGCGAUUCAGUUCAAAGUGUCCAAGGAGAUCCGCCUCGUUGGAGUUGGUCUGUAUGGAGGUCGCGGUGAAUACAUUUCAAAGCUCAAACUCUAUCGUUUGAUGGGAGCAGACGCUGAUGAGCUGUACGUGGAGCAGAUCACGGAGACCGACGAAACAAUGUAUGACUGCGGAGCCCACGAGACGGCGACUCUUCUCUUCUCUCAGCCGAUCGUCAUCCAACCCAAUCAGUGGCACGUCGUCAGCGCCAAAAUCAGUGGCCCGUCUUCUGAUUGUGGAGCGAAUGGGAAGCAUCUCGUGGAUUGUGACGGCGUGACGUUCCAGUUCAGGAAUUCUGUGGUCUCGAACAAUGGAACUGACGUCAAUGUUGGACAGAUUCCAGAGCUGUAUUAUCAGCUGUCAGGAGCGGCGAACGACAUUAGGGAUGACGGGAUGUCGGCAGACAACUGUCGAUCAGCAGAGACAUGUCCAACCUGUUUUCUCCAAUGGCAAUGAAGAACAUCACCGCGGAAUGCAUCGGAAAUGUUCUGUCUCUCAUGGAAUGGGCUAUCCAGCGAAUUCAAAUCGAGGAAGAUGUGAACAAUCAAGUGCAAGAGAGUGCGGAAAAACAAUGGAACCAGGAAAGAGCGGGCUUCAUCGUGUUGAUCUGCAUGAGGCUGCUCUCCAGAUUCGUGAAGACCGUCUACAAGGAGAACGGUCACCAGGAGGAACCAGGCAUUGAUUUCGCCAACAAAGUGGUCAGUCUGCAUUCCAUGCUCCUCGAGUUCUUCUUUUCAACCGACAUGACUGAAUACGAGAACCGGCCGCUCGUCAGGAAAGAGGAGAAGGUGGUCGAACAAGGCUACACACUGAUGCAAUGCGUUUCCGAGUCGGUGAAGCUGUUCAUCUCCCUCUCUCAUUGCUUCAUGGCCUCCCGAAGCCUCGUGAACGCUCAUCUGAUUGCUGUGAUGUCCAGAAACUCUCACGACACGUUGAUUUUGACAUCUGCCGUUGUUGGAAGUCUCGCCAAAACCGAUCGGAUUGCACACCGCCUCUUGAGUCCGAACUACAACAACGACCGCUUCCCCAUGCUCUCUUCUCUUCUGCUGAAACACUUCAAUUGUGAAAAAGAAACCCUGGCAACACUGACGUCGUUCCCCAACAUUCUCCGUUUCCUCUACGACCAGACAUUUAUGCGGAAUGCCUAUGAAAACACGUCAAGCAUGGCGGAAAAGAUCAUAGUGAAAGUGUCGAAUGAGCUCGCGAUCCCAGCAGAAGACGGCGUGAUGGGACCAGUAGUGCAUCAGACGUCGUCAAGAUUCAGAAGGAGAAGUGCGCAGCCAACAUGGGAUAUGUCAGAUGGAUGUGCGGAUGCAGUAGCCUUUCGCGUGGACUCUGAAGGCGUCAAACUUCACGGAUUUGGAAUAUACUUGCCAUUGGAAGCAGAUCGACGAAACUUCACCGGCGAGAUUUUGAUGUUGUCUCCAGAUGCAUCGGAAAAUGGACGUGCCUUCUACGGGUCUCUGCAGAAAUGGCAUUGGAAGAGAAGGAAGUCGGGAUAGUCAGAUUCCCUGAUUACGUGCUUCUGUCUCCGGGAGUCACUUAUGCGAUCAAAGUGAACAUGCUCAAGAACUCGAAGACGUUUUGCGGAGAGGGCGGAGUUACUCAAGUGAGGCUUCUCAACGGAGCACGUCUUUUCUUCUCCGGGUGCUCUUUGAGCCAAAAUGGAACAACUGUGCAACGUGGACAACUUCCCUUUCUUCUCUACUCGAUCUUUGAUCAAACAAACAACAUUCAAAUCACUCAGGAGACCAUCCAUGAUACGUUCACUCUUCUUCUCCGUUUGAUGGCCAACAAGAUAGGAGCGGCAAUCACGGACGGAGGUGCUCUUCCUUCCUGCUGCCAACAUCUGAUGUCGCACAUCAGUCCGCACGUGAUGGUGUUCAUGGAGCGAUUCCCGGACAAGGCAUUGGAAGUGAUGUCGACGAUGGAGCAGCUGAUUCCAAUGGUUUCCAACCUGAAUGGUGUUGAAAGGGUCAGUUCCGAAAGUGAUGCAGGUUCAAAUGAUAGUGUGUCUUUCAGGUGUUACAUUCGUUCGAUUCUGAAGACAGUGGAUGCGAAGCUCCUUAUUCCGGAAUCAUCACAACCGUAGUUGAAAGUCAGCAUCCGUAUCGGCCGAGUUCCUCAAGUUCGAUGGUGGUUUUCUUCGAAAAUGCGGAUUACGUUUGCGUGCGUUUCUCCUCCGGAUUGCCAGACUGCCCAGUUCGAUGAUCAACUGACUAUUUACCUGAAAAUCGACGAUCAUUCGUACAUGCCCGUGGAAAGAUGCUACGGAACCGAAUGGCCUUCCUACCCGAUGAUACUCCCUGGCAACUGCCUUCUUUUCGUUCUUGAUGCAUCGUCCGCUGUGGAAGGAGCAACACCUGAGCAGUUGUUCGGAUACCACGUGACAGUUACCGGGUAUCUUGUUGGCUACAAUGAUACUACGAUGCGACUGGAACAGGAUCUCGUGUGGUUGUCAGCCAACGCCUGCAGGAUCAUGACGCAACUUCCGAUCAAUCCGAGGAACAUUGAACAUCUGAGCACUGCGGAGGAUGACACCCGACAUCUGUUUGAGAAGCACGGAAGUCUUCUGAAGAAGGGACUCAGUCUGAGUCACUCGCCCACUCUGAGCGAGCUCUGUACCAAAGGACAACCUCCUCCUGCUCAGUCGGUGGAUCUCCAGUUCCUUCGUGAGUUCCUUUCCGGGCACACGGCUUCUUCGGCUGGCUUCAUGGCAAAGUGGUUGCCAACUGGCCCAGUUGUGGAUGCCUCCAAAUGUCAACUCUCCCUUUCUCAAGAUGAAAUGAUUGUGGGCAAGGCUGUCACUUUGAAGCUGAAUUGUCGAGAUCAGUACGACAGAGAAGUGGACUGUCCGAAACUGCAAGUGGAAGUGAUUGCCUCUCUUGGACAUAAGAACGUUAGUUCGAAUAUAACACACAACCUGCCCAUCGACAAUUUGCCCUCGUCACUUCUCAUCCAGCAGAACCCAUUCCAACCGAUCAUCGUCAAUCACACGAGAUAUAUGAAUAUCGCUGCGAUGCCUGCUUUCGCCAACUACACUGUCGAAGAGAUCCGGCUUGGAUUCAUGAAGGAAGAACUAAUCAAAGAUCGGAUCCCACUCAAACCUGUCGACUCUUCCGUUUUCUCUGGAUCUUGGACUCCGACAGCAUCAGGAAGCUAUCGAAUCGAGUGCAAAGUGGAUGGAUACGACAUCUCGCACACGUACACUGUCGAGGUUAACGAUCGGGUUCCACGUGGCGGAGAAGAUUCGAAAAGUGGAGGAGCCCGUCGAGGGGCUCAGAUGACCAUUGCACAAACUGUUUCCGUUCCGUUCUCUAGCGACUUUUCCGGAAUUCGUAUGCGCGUGGGGACUACUUUGGCAUCAACGUGCGUGGGAGUGAUUCCUCGCGGAGCACUAGUUGAGUUCAUCGAGGAGAGUGAGAAUGAAGACGGAAAAUGGAUCCGACUGACCGAUGAGACCGCCCUUCUCUAUGGUUGUACUCAGGGAAGUGGCCAAGUGUGGUGUUUGGCAUAUCACAAACCAUUGCAAAGAGAGUUGAUCCCGCUGGGAAAAGACAAAGAUCGCGAAAAGGCUGUGAAACUGCGACGAAAGGAGAUCGAGAAGGAAUCGAGUGGCAGCAAGCAUCACAGUGUCUCCAUCGACGCUUCCGAAACGUACAUUCUCUCUCCGAAUGACAUUCUCCAAGUCUACUCUGCCCCGGCACCUCAUUCAAUGAUCGAAGGCGAGAAGAUCACGGGGCCGUGCGAUCUGAUGAGCAGUGGAUGGUUGGCCAAUCGACACGGUGUUUGGAUUAAACUGGCGGGCGUUGAGAAGUACGUUCUGCAGAAGAACGAUCCGUCUUCCGAAACUUCACUCAGUUUUUCGACCAAUGGAAACGAUGAAGAGGAUCUUGAGAGGCCGGUGGAGCGCAGGAAAACGAAACUUCCGAAUGCGUUGACACCUUCUGUGUCCGACUGUAUUCGGUCUGUCUUCGCCGCUUUCGUUUGGCACGAACACUUGGUCAAGGAUCUGAUGGCAGCUGCUGCUUACUUGAGAUUCCACCAAAAUCUGCAUAAUGCAAGUGAUCCUAAAAGUUUUCAAUUAUUCAUUAGUUCUGUUUCAGAUCUGGCAGUCGUGUGAGAUUCCUUCCUGCACAAAUGCGCCAGCGGCUCUCCAACCAAUCGUCAAAAUCUGGAGAGAAAUCUGCGAAGUCGUGGAAACAAGUGUGGAGCAACACCUUAUAAUGCCGCCUGUCUCAAACAAAGCCAUGCUCUCGGACUCUAUGAAACCGCCGACAAACACUGGCGGAUGCGAACUCUGCGACACCCACAUCACUGUUCCGUUGACUGUUCAUCUUCGAAUGGCUCAUCCUGGAUGCGGAGGAGACUGUCUUGGAUAUGGAUACAACUCGAAUGGAAAGUUCACAACGGGAUGGUCUGGGGAGUGUGGAGCAGGCGGGAGAGGGCAGUCUCCGUGGUACUUGAUGUGCAACAACUGCCGCUCUCAAUACUUGAAAAAGACUCCGGCUGGACAUCAUCAGGAAAGGACACGACGGUGGAGAGAAUUCAGAUUCUCGACGUCUGCUUCCGAUGCACGACCCGAAGUGAUAAUCAGGCAGAAUGCACUGUUUCUUCUGGAUUUGAACAGCAGACUGCAAACUGAAUCUAAUGUAAGUUCUACUUUUUGAUGUAAUUCAGUUGAUAUGUUUCAGACUUCAUCGGCUGCAACUUCUGGUUGGACCAUCAACCUCUUCCCCACUCACUUGAGUACUCCGUCCACAAUGCCGCGCAGUCAGCGUAGGCUGGACGUCCCACAGACGCAUUCCGUCCAUCAACAUUCGUACAUGAAGCUCGGCUAUUCAUCGGAUCCGGGGCCAAAAGUCAACUUGAUCAUGUCGCCGCCGGAGCACUACGUAGACCAAACCGCGUCGCUGAAUCGACAAGGAGCUGUGACCGAGCCGACCGAAGUCCUCCAGUCCCCAUCAGCUGCUCUCCGUACUCUUUUCACCAACACAAACCCAUCCACUUCGGCACUUCUCAAGCGACCCGUGCUUGCCUUCUGCGUGGAACAUCAUGACUUAAAACGCAUCCGUUCGGCUUGUGUUCAGUCCGUCCGUCGGGCAGUCGCGUUCGCCCACGCAUUCCGCGUCUGGAACUGGCUUCUCCGGAUGGUCUCCUCUGAAUAUAGUGUGUCAGACAUCAUCCUGCAGUAUCUGACUACUCUGACCUCAUACAACCGCCUGGCGGAAUACAUGUUCUCGUCAAGAAAGAACUCAAACAUCCUGCCGCAUCCAUGGAGACUCUGUUUCCUGGCUGGUCCGAUUGCUGCCGACAUGGUCACUCAACUGCACGCUUUCCUCCACACCGUUUCCAUCAUUCUCCAGUCGGCCGGAGUUGAUGGCCGCCUGAAGUCUCUGUGUUUCAAGUCGUGGACACUUCAACUGACUGCCCAAGAACAAGAUCUGCUCAUUCUCACGUGCAACAUUCUGGGAACAGUUGGAGGAAUCCUCUCGGAAACUUCUAUUAUAGACUCGGAUCAUCGAUUUAUAAAGGAAAUGAAGGACAUCACCAAGUUUGCAAAGAUCACGGCGAGCAGUCGACAAGCGAUGGUCAUUUGUUUGACUGACGAAAGCGGAGAAACCUUUUGGGAAAGUGGAGAGGAGGUAGGCAAUUCGGAAGUCAUUCUUCACUGAAUAAAAGAGUUUCAGGAUAAGAACAGAAGUCGUUCUCUUGUCGUCCAACUGGAGGAAAGUGCGAGAGGCGAGAUUCUGUGCAUGUACGUCGACAACGCGAGAGAUGAUAGCUACCGAAUCACUGCCGUAUCCUUCAAAGCAAUUCAAGAAGAUGGCCGAAGAAAGGACCUCACCAGCCUGAGCUUAGAAACCGUGAGUUAUAUAACUGAAAUGACCUUAAAUCUACAGUUCUCAUAUUUCAGACCUACUGCGGUUGGGUGAAGUGCUGCAUCAAAGACCUCAGUCACAUUCAAAUCCAGUUCAAAGGUCCCAGUCCAGCUUCCCGUGUUCGUCAGAUCAUUGUGCUCGGAUACCCAGUCACGAACUCGGAUUCACCUCGUCUUGCUCCGUCCACCUCCCAUCAUCUUCUAUUCAAUGACACUCAACGUGACGCGUUUGCUCUCUUCCAGGCCAUUUCAUCGCAAGCCUUUUGCGGAGAGCUUUCCGAGGAUGAUACUCUUCGCGAGAGAGUGAUCGACUUAUUGUUCAGUAGAGUUCAACUCUAUCCUUUGCAAAAUUACGUCUACAGUCAAGUGGUUCAAGCAAUGGAAAAAGAGGUGGAACUGCUGUGUGACAAGUCGAAAAGGAACUACUCCUACUGCUGUGGUCUCAUGAGCCUCCUCGUUCGGAUCUGUGAUUCGCGGGGCAACAUGGACAGCUUUGGUCAAAAGAGUUCCGUGCUCACUUCCAUUACUCAACUGCUCAUUUUUGCGCCGGUCAUUGUGCAAAGACAAUGUCUGAACUCUCUUGAAUGCAUCUUUGGGUCGUUUUCUCCGAGCAAUGUGGAAGUUCCGAAAAUUAUCCGAAAUUUGUUGGUUGUUGUCGGAAAAGUGAUUCAAUUGCAAGUGAGAGACAAGGCAGCUCACACAGUGGUCACAGUUCAUCUUUGUGUAAGUCUAUCUUCCUUCGGUUCGAAACAAAAACGGUAUUACUUUCAGUCCUCUGUUCUGAAUGCACCUCAAAGUUGGCGGGUGGACAAACCGAUCGACAUGGACAUCGGCAGGCAGACUGCCCUUUUGGUCGAGAAUCUUUGCAAGGGCAACUACAGUUCGGAGUGGUCGAAUGCUGCGAAGUCUGAGUUGGCGAACUGUCUGCUCAGUCUCGUACAGAUUCCCGAAUCCGUUUCGUACACGGAGACGCUGACUACGGGCGGGAAGAGCAAGGCAGUGGCAGUAGUGGGAUCGAAGCGAUUCUGGACUGCAAUUUCUUCGUUAGCGCUCAUCAAGAACAAGUCGUGGCUCGAGCUCUCGGAACGAUGGAAGACUGUGCAAGAUCAGGCGGACGAGGAGCCGGUGUCUUUGUGCGAGAAUCAUGACGACGGGCAUACUAUAGCGCAAGUGUUCUGCAUUGAUUGUGACGUGGCACUGUGCAAGGAAUGCUUCACAGUUAUGCAUUUGCACAAGAAGAACAGAAAUCAUGGAGUGAAGAACCUAGCACAAGCCAGUGCACAACAUGAUAUCAAUAUUCAUCAAGGCUGCGCGAGGAUGAAGUUCUUAAACUUCUUGGUAAGCUGAAAUACAUACUUGUACCAUAAAAUAAUGUUGAAUGUUUUCAGAUAUUGUUCCAUGGAGAAGCACUGAAUGGAAUGGUUGAAGUGGCAACAGACAGUCUCUUCCCCUCAACCACCGGUUCCAUCGUACCAGCAAUGCAAGACUCAGCUGCAUUCCUCGGAAUUCAUCCGAUGACGUGUCGAUUCUGUGGAAACCACGUUCCAAUAGCCGAUCAAAACCUCGAUGGAACCUGUACUCACGAGGAUUGUGUCAACUACGCGCGGUCCGCUUGCCAAGUAAUGCACACUUGCAACCAUUUCUGCGGGGGAAUACGCAAUGAAGAGGACUGUCUUCCCUGUUUGACCUGCAGAACAUCGGAUGCCACUCAAGACGGCGACGACGUCUGCGUCAUCUGCUUCACAGAACGACUCGGCGCAGCUCCGUGCAUCCGUCUCGGCUGCGGACACAUUUUCCAUUACCAUUGCGUUCGAAUGAUUCUGGAACGAAGAUGGAAUGGUCCCAGGAUAGUCUUUCGGUUCAUGCACUGUCCUCUCUGCAUCAAACUCAUUGAGCACGAGGGUCUUCAUGAUCUUAUCGAACCUCUGAAAGCAAUCAGACAUGAAGUUAUGGAAAAGGGGAAGAUGCGUUUGGAGUAUGAUGGAUUGCUGGCCACUCCGGCUCUCACGGAUCCAAGAAGCGAGUUUUUCGAUCAACCAGAGGAAUACGCUUUGGACCGAUACAUGUACGUUUUGUGCCACAAAUGCAAGAAAGCCUACUUCGGAGGAGAGAGCCGGUGUCAAGCGGUGAGAAAGAAAGUGAAUAUGUGUGUUAUGAGAAUGGAAGUUUCAGGCGCUAGAUAGUUCCCAAUUCAAUCCAGAAGAGUUGCUCUGCGGAGGAUGCUCCGACACCAGUGGAGUUCAAGUUUGUCCGAGGCACGGAGUAGAAUAUCUCGAGUACAAGUGCCGAUUCUGCUGCUCAAUUGCAGUAUAUUUUUGGUAAGCCUUGCCGCACCCUCAUCUUCUUCUGACCUGAUAAUUUCCAUUUCAGUUUCGGAACCACGCACUUUUGUGCUCCGUGCCACGACGACUUCCAGCGUCUCAUGUCCCUCCCGAAGAAUCUGCUCCCCUCGUGUCCGGUCGGUCCCCGAUCCACUCCGAUGGAAGAGCAGGCAUGUCCGUUGAAGAUGAAGCAUCCGCCGACGGGCGAGGAAUUCGCGAUGGGAUGCGGAAUAUGCCGGAAUAUUAGCACUUUUUAG
Molecule: messenger RNA, 11941 nt
Organism: Caenorhabditis sp. 36 PRJEB53466
Lineage: Eukaryota; Metazoa; Nematoda; Chromadorea; Rhabditida; Rhabditidae
Source: the annotation of a GenBank genome assembly